This is a messenger RNA of Podarcis muralis (Common wall lizard), 1015 nucleotides long. The record is from RefSeq and is a predicted model, not a curated record. NCBI's taxonomy places the organism in Eukaryota, Metazoa, Chordata, Lepidosauria, Squamata, Lacertidae.
UCUCUUCCUGUCCAUCAAGGAGAACUAACACCUUUGCAGGAAAAAGUGAAAAAGUUCUUCGAAUCUUCAUAUUCCCUGUAUGUUGGCGUAGUGCUUGUGAUGGGCUCCGUUAUAGGGGCAAUAAUGCUGACCUAUCUGUAUGUUAAGGAAGUGCAAAGGAGAGCCAUAUUUGAAGAAGGAACGACAAAGAUUCUGCAAAUGGUAGAAGACACCUUUCCGGAUCUUUUUGAGGCAGAUGAUAUCACAAAAUUCAAGAAAGCUGAGAAUAUAUCUGCAGCAAUAUCCGAAGAGAAAAAGAAAAUCAGUGAACUACAGCAGGCUAUUAGUGACAUUCACCACAGGUUACGUGAGGAAUGGAUUGUUUGGCAUGGAGCCCUAUAUAUAUUUGACUUCAUUGCCACCCCAAGGACUUGGAAACAGUGCAUACAAUACUGCGAAAGGAUGAAAUACGAUACAAGAUUGUUAUGUGUUGAAAGUGAUGAGGAGCAGGCCUUUGCUGUAUCCAUAGUGAAGCCCAGACCGACCGAUUAUUUUAUUGGAAUUAACAUGGUAGGCUCAGAUUGGCGCUGCUAUCAAAAGGGCUUUCGCCUGGAUAAACUCUACUGGGAUUCUAAUCGUCCAAGAAAUAAAGGUCCUGCAAAACCAGAUUCGAACAACUGUGUCAUCAUCACAAGGGGCUGUGAAAAUAUUUAUUCGUGUUGGCAUGAUGUUUUGUGCCAAGGCCUAAAACGGUGCGUCUGCAAAAGGAAACCUAUUAAAAAGUGGAUGAAAUAAUUGAUAAUCUGCACUCUACACCACCUUGUCAAUCCUGCUAUUCCGAGGCUGGAAAAGAGCCAUUGUUUUACACCUGCAAAGGCUUAGUUGGGCAGUGAAAUAAAGUGUGGAAGAAUUCAGUCUGUGUACGUUUCAAUAGAUUAACUGUGUGUAUCUACCUAGCAAUGUUAGAACGGAUAGAUCUGGUUUCUAGUUUGUCCUUUUGAUUACUGAUAUCUUGCAAGGUCUGGAAAGGACUACU